GUAAAUUCUGUCGACCGCAAAUCUUUCGAUAUCGCGAACUCCGAAUCACGGGGAGCAAUUCACAACCAACACGGCACCAAUGGCUCUCUGCGAACCGUCAAUGCAAUUUUCCAGGGUGCUCCCCAGAGCCCUUGUAUUUAUACCCAGCUCCCGGACGCCAUCAUGCCGUCGCAAUGUGUCAUCUGCCGCCCUGCCCGAAACUAUCACAGAUGAUCUCGACACAAACUCAAGCUUCUCUCGAUCUUCUUCCCUAGCAGAAGACGAAAUCAAAGCCUUUGAUCCUGUAGCAAGAAGCAAAGCACGCAAGAAGCCAUUACCUCCUAGUCGCUACCAAUUCCGCCCUCCAAAAUAUGACCGCGGCCCUCUCCAUCCCCAUCGUCCACCUCCAGCCUGGGACCCCGCAUCCCGUGAAUUCAUCCCUGGCCCUUUUACCCUCCCCCGAGUCGAACAAACCUAUGAAUCUACCAUAUCCCACGAUAUCCUCACACUCUGCUACGUACAUAACCCGCCCGGAUUUCGGCCACCCCCAGUCCCACGGCGCCUUCGCGGCUGGGACGACAGUUCCCCGUAUCAUGCCAACCGACCACUCCGUGGACCACGAGGAGGCGACGUCCUCCGCCUUCUCCGCAAGCCCAUAACGUUCCGCAACAUUCCAAAACUCGACAAGAUCACAAUUCACAGCUAUGUGAAUCAAGUUAUAGACAAGGGUUCCGCGCCGUUGCAUGUGGCUGGUAUGGCUAUACAGGCCAUAUCUAAUGUUCGUGUGCAGACGCAUAAGAUGAAGGGUAACGUUGCCAAGUGGGGAGUUGUGCCUGGUAAAUCAUACAUUUCCGUUACGGCCGAGCUGAAGGGCGAGGACAUGUAUCAUUUCUUUGGAAAGUUGGUGGACGUGGUGAUGCCGAGGAUUAAGGAUUGGAAAGGUGUCAAGGGGAGCAGUGGUGAUAGCAGCGGAAACAUUGCGUUUGGCCUUGAACCGGACAUGGUGGCUCUGUUCCCGGAGAUCGAGGUGAAUUACGAUAUGUACCCACCAGCCAUGAUACCCGGUUGCCACAUAACCAUUCACACGACUGCAAAAACAGACAAGGACGCCCGACUCCUCCUCAACGCAAUGGGCAUUCCAUUCUAUGGUAAAUAUGUAGAUUAGAAGCUGAUUAGAGUGAAUGGGAGCGCACUCGGAGGGAAUGCUGGCGUUUGUUUGUUUGUGGUUACUUUAUCUACAAUAUUCCUUUUAUUUAGACCGUUGUUCCCUCCUGUGACAUGUACUUUUAUAAAUAUGAUGCCCUUCGUGUUUGUUUGUUGACCAUUCUCUACAUUUUAUUAUUAUCCACCACAUAUGCCAUGCACGAUCUUAGGGUGCUCGUUUUCGAAAGUAAUGACUUGUUCAAUAGCUUUUCUUUACUUAGGCGGGGACUUCCUAACGAGGUUUAGUUAUUCCAUCCAUAUUUGGCAUAACUGCAAAUUACGAAAAUGGAAAAAGAACAGGACUUCAUAUUCGAAUAACCAAUGUAUAUAUAAAUAACAGGAUUGAAGUAAACAGAAACUUGACAAGGUCUCUGCUAGUUUCAUCGCUCUCAUUACUAUCAUCAGCGGCAAAAAUGUAUGCAACCUUCUAAUCAAUUACGCAAGGAACGACACGCUCCCCUUCUCGAACCCAGUCCCGAUGCAGAUGAAUGGAAAUGAGAAGCGAAGAAAUAAAUUGGAAAUACCAGAAAGAAAAAGUGCCGCUUAAUGUUAACUUCAGUAGCAUAAAGAGCAAAGGAGCAGAAGGGGGAAAAAAUGCAUCCAAAAAUUUUUUUCUGUGGUGAAAAUGACGGUCAAUGUUGCUUGGGAGGGAGAUUGAAUGCAGAGAACAAUAUACAUUAAAGCAAACAGGCUAGGACCAGCUAGAGUGAAUGGAGUGGACAGAAAGAGCAUGCAUGGGUGGUAUCGAUGAUAGAGAAGCAGGGGGUCAUUUAUAUGGGCGGAACAGAGAAUUUUUCAUAAACCCCAUCCAAUCAGUAGCAUCAAUUGCUCCGACUAGGAGCGAGAAUCGUUCCAAAAUGUGAGAGAAAACCGGAAAGAAUACGGAAACGACAAUAGAACCAAG
This is a messenger RNA of Blastomyces dermatitidis ER-3, 2086 nucleotides long. Its product is annotated as 50S ribosomal subunit L7. The transcript is spliced from 3 exons. Gene Ontology annotation, molecular function: structural constituent of ribosome; RNA binding. The record is from RefSeq and is a predicted model, not a curated record. Lineage: Eukaryota; Fungi; Ascomycota; Eurotiomycetes; Onygenales; Ajellomycetaceae. Gene Ontology annotation, biological process: translation. The coding region runs from base 80 to 1144 and encodes 354 amino acids. Gene Ontology annotation, cellular component: ribosome; cytosolic large ribosomal subunit.